Limanda limanda (common dab) is the source of this 5998-nucleotide messenger RNA. It is a transcript of the gene lipeb, whose product is annotated as lipase, hormone-sensitive b. Gene Ontology annotation, cellular component: cytosol. Gene Ontology annotation, molecular function: sterol ester esterase activity; triacylglycerol lipase activity. NCBI's taxonomy places the organism in Eukaryota, Metazoa, Chordata, Actinopteri, Pleuronectiformes, Pleuronectidae. Bases 15 to 2609 code for a protein of 864 amino acids. The transcript is spliced from 13 exons. Gene Ontology annotation, biological process: triglyceride catabolic process; cholesterol metabolic process. The record is from RefSeq and is a predicted model, not a curated record.
AGCAGUGGAGAAACAUGGCGUCGAGCAAGAAGGGCAGCGGGGGUGGCCGGCUGGAGAAGGGAGUGAAUGGAAGACGCUCGUCCAAGCACAGGGAGGGUCCAGUGGUGAUGGACACCAAGGCAGUGUUUGUGGCCCUGUACAGCGUGUGCGAAGAAAAUGCCGCUUUCUUCUCGGGAGGAGCCAAGGGAACGCAGGGCGAGGCGGCGCGGCGGCUGGUGGACACGAUGAACUUGAUCCAGGAGCACGCUCGCAGUCUGGAGCCGGUCAUCUCUGGAUUCGCUUUAGUUUACCAUCAUUUUGACUUUGAUCCACACAUACCUGCUAACGGCUAUCGUUCGCUGGUCAAGGUGGUGCGUUGCUGCAUCCUCCACAUCAUCCACAAGGGGCGCUACAUCACAGCCAAUCGCCGCAGCAUCUUUUUUCGAGUAGCGCACAAUGCAGGGGAGAUGGAGGCGUACUGCAGCGCCCUGUGUCAGCUGCGUGCCCUGCUCUACUUGGCUCAGCGCAUGCUACAUGACAACAGCUUUGGCAACCUGUUUUUCCAGGAUGAAAGUGGCCUCAGCGAGAGCUUUGUCCGCGAGUACGCCUCUAUGCACAAGGGCUGCUUCUAUGGCCGAUGUCUGGGCUUUCAGUUUACUCCAUCCAUCCGACCCUGUCUCCAGACCAUUGCUAUCGGCCUUGUGGCCUUUGGAGAGAACUACAAGCGCCAUCAGUCAGGAAUAGGGGUGGCAGCCAGCUCGCUCUUUAACUCGGGGAAGUACGCCAUUGACCCUGAGUUGAGAGGGGCGGAAUUUGAACGCAUCACCCAGAACCUGGACGUCCACUUUUGGAAGAGCUUCUGGAACAUUACUGAGAAUGAACUCCCGUCGAGUUUGGCAAGUAUGACAUCCACUCAAGUUAAGGUGAACCGGCCGCUCUCUGUGCCCCCUUUGCCCUUUGACCUUCCCUUGGCGGCCAACCCCAGUGCAUCUGUAACUAUUUCUCCACCGUCGGCGCACAUUGGCGCUGCUCCGGUUCAGAUGAGGCUCAUCUCUUAUGACCUGCGUGAAGGACAGGACAGUGAAGCCCUGCUAGCUCUCUCACGCUCUGAGGGAGGCUCCAUCUCUCUGUCGCUGGGGUUGAAGGCCAAGCGACUCCCCCCUUCUCCUUGCUUGCUAAUCCACUUCCAUGGGGGAGGCUUUGUGGCCCAGACAUCCAAGUCCCAUGAGCCCUAUCUGAAGAGUUGGUCCCAGGACCUUGGUGUCCCCAUCUUGUCAAUUGACUACUCCCUGGCCCCUGAGGCCCCCUUCCCGAGGGCCUUGGAGGAGUGCUUCUAUUCCUACUGCUGGGCUCUGAAAAACCACCACCUACUGGGUUGGACUGGAGAGAAAGUGUGUCUGGCUGGGGAUAGUGCAGGAGGCAAUUUGUGUUUGACGAUGUCGAUGCGAGCUGCUGCCUUUGGUGUUCGAAUGCCAGAUGGCAUCAUGGCAGCCUACCCGGCUACCCUGCUGACUGCCUACGCAUCGCCCUCCCGUCUGCUUUCACUGAUGGAUCCCCUGCUUCCACUCAGUGUGCUUUCCAGGUGCCUCAGUGCCUACGCAGGCGACGAGCCACAGGCCGAGAAGCAGGUAGAGAAAGUGAGCACCCUGAGCCUGGUGAGGAGGGACACGGCGCUGAUGCUGCAGGGGGCCUCCAACUGGAUCCAUUCUCUGCUGAAUCACAACAGAGCCCCAGCUCCUCCCAGCACAGCUGCAGAGGCGCCACCAGGAGCCACUGAUGCAGUGAGGAAGAGCAUUUCAGAGGCGUCCUUCUCUUCCCCUCACGCGGACCCCCCUGUGGCCUCCGGACCCUCAGAGCUCCUCACCAGGAAAUUAUCUGUGAAGAGCCAGACAUGCCAGGACUUGGGGUCUCACAGCAGCUCCACUUUGCACAGCGCACCACUGCUGUCUGAGCGCACUCCAGAAGAUGUGAAUUUCUACCUCUGCAAGGAUCCGGAUCCCUCCGUGUCCAUUGACCUGUCUUCAGUGGCCAUACCACCACCUGCUGGAGAGGAGGGAUCAGAGCUGGAGUACCCCAGGGAGUUCCCCCUGGGGUUCGAACCUCUGCGUUCAGAGCAGCUGGCUGAGAUGAAGUUGAAUAGUUCUCCGGUGGUCAAGGAUCCUUACUGCUCACCUCUUCUGGCCCCUGAUGGCAUGUUGACAGGCCUGCCACCUGUACAUAUAGUGGCUUGUGCAUUAGACCCCAUGCUGGAUGACUCCGUGAUGUUUGCCAAGCGUUUGAGGAACUUGGACCGGCCCGUCACUCUGUGUGUGGUGGACGACCUCCCCCACGGCUUCCUCAGCCUCUCGCAGCUCUCCAAGGAGACGAGAGAGGCGGCCAACGUCUGUGUGGAGCGUAUCCGCGCUGUCUUCACCCAGACGGACAUCCCCCCCGAGCCUCGCAAGCACCGAAAGCUGGAACGGACCGAUAGGGAUGUGUCGGCCUCUUCUGGGGAAGGCGCCUCUCUCUUUGCUGUCCCCAUCGAGGAGGAGGAGCAGGAUGUCGGACGUGGGGUCAAAAUUGCUGAUGGGGAGGACUUAGUUACAGUGGCAGCCCAGAAUGGCACUGAUGCUGGCGGGAUUGGGGCUUAAAUGAGGAUAGAUUAAAAAAAAAUGUUCACCCGAGGAAGGAAGGAAGGAAGAAAGAAUAAAUGAAAGUCAGACCAAUGUAGGCAGUGCAGUGCCUAAAAACACAAGAGAGAUAUUAUUCUACAAAUAAGAAAAGAGGGAGGUGGGUAGUGAAGGAGAAUGUCCGGUUUCCAACACAGAAAUCUUCCUCUGCCACUAAAGACACUCCUGUUAAAGAAUCUAAUGGUAAUUUAAAAGCCACUUAGAUCAAAGAGCAGCGCUCACCCACACAUGAAGCACACAUAAUUACGAGUUGCUGUCAGGCAUCUCGGGCUCAAAGCAGCGCAGAAGAUUCUUGAGACGAAGCCUGAACGGGUGAAUCAUCCAGGCCGACGCAGUCAUUUCAGACCUUAAUCAGCCGGUGGUGGGCGCACGAUAUGCUCCUGUAUAGAGUCAUCUCUGUCAAAAUGGCCACUUGUCCUUUAGGCAGCCACUCUAACUCACACUUAAUAAGCCUCUGCUGUGUUCUUCAUUACGUUGGUCUGGCAGCCGAUGCAGCUCACGUUGUGGAUAAUAACUGCACACUCUCUCUCUCAAAUAGAAUUAAAAAGGUAAAAUGCAACAAGAAAAGCCCCAAACUGGAGGAAUUGCAUCUUGAGAUUCUGGUGCAGUUUUAAAUCAUAUUAUUAACCCUAUGCAGUAGUUUUACUUUUGUUAUUUAUAUCUUUUUUUGUAUUGCAGUAUAAUCAGAAUCUUGACGGGUUCACAUGUUGAUUUGUGCGUUAUAUUGUUUGUUUAUUAUAAUCUUAUGCUGUUUAUUCCACAAUCGUUAAAUGUGUUUGAUAUUUACCUCUGCCUCUUUAGCCACUGCUGCUCCGACAUCCCGGGACUGUCCCAUUCAACACGUACCUUGUUCUCACUAAUGCAUACUGAUGGGAUACAGCACAUGUAGAAUAUUACACAUCAGUCCCCAAUCUAGAUGCUGCCUGGUGCUUUUUGUCGUGCUGAUAUUAUUCAUGCAAAUACUGCAAUUUAUUGAUUGCCAUGGUGGCAUCUCAUCUAUAGGAAUCUUUAAAGACCCUCAUCCGCAAUCACUGCUGUGAGCUGCCUGAAAGAGGCUAAAUGAUUUUACUUUUAUUUUUGAAAGCGGCUGCUCGACCUUCUCUCUCUGCAGAACUGAAGUGAGGGAGGGAGGUGGGCAGCGAAAAAGCUCAGCCCUCUGCUGUCAAUACAUAUUUUAAACUUCACUGCACUGACUUUUCUCCCAGGUUGUUCCCGGUCCUCUCCAGGUGUUAUUGCUCAAUACUUUUUUCUGCACCGUAUGCACUGUGGCAAAGUACCACUUCUCUCCAGGGGAUUUCCUGCCUGACAACCGUUUUCCAAGGAAAGAGAUUGUUAGCGUGCUGUGUAAAUGCCACAUACGUUGUGUCUGGUCAGCUGAAGGUGCUGCCAGUGGAGGUCCAGACUUUCUUCUCUGCUCCCCACCAUCGCAUUUGGGGUUGACUUUGUUUUCUAUAACCCAAGGACACUCCUCAGAGCGAGAUGCCACUCAAGCACUUUGAAGUGCACUAAAAUGUCCUUCGCAGGGUCGGUCCCUCUAUCAGGUCCAACUAAAUAUAGAUGCCAACAAUGCUGGCACUGUCCUGCCCUUGCGUGGGGACGGGGCGGGGGUUGCCAGGUCUGUAGAGAGAGAUGCUGUGUGAUGAAUAGGAUUUAGCCGGAGCUCUCGAGUAAAAAAUCCUCCCUCCUGUAGAAGAGCAGGAUUUUCAGCAGCAAAGUCAUGCUACAGGAUUAGGCCAUGCUCAGUUCUGUCAGCUCCGAGUACUUACCGCAAUAUUUUUAGUCAGAUUGAUGGAGAGAACCAGGGCCGUGAAGAGGAAGAAAGCAAUACACUCAUUCUCUCGGAUGCGCCGGGCUGAAGUUUGCUUCGCGAGCUGCGCUUAAUGCUCGCUCUGCACUUUCGCAGUAGUUUGCUAUGGCAAUCCACGAAGUGUAUUUAAGCUUAAACUUGUAAACGCGUCGUUUUUAUUAUUGUGUUUUUCCCUCCUUCGCUCGGUGCCUGUGAGGGCGGCUGGAGUGGAGUCGAGCAAGUUAGUCUCUGUAGAAACGUGAGCUCACACUCGGGCACGUCCUCUUUGUUUGUGGCACCCCACAGACGAGACUAUUACCUGCAUUAAUCAUCUAGUGUUGUUUGGAGAAGUCGGACCUCUGGCACAGCAUAGUUUGUGAUUUAAAGUAAAUGGACUCCACUGACAGAUCCAGCGCAUAUGGAGACGAGCAGGUUUGAUCGGUCAUCAGCACUUUUUUAUAUACGAAGAAAAGAAAUUUGUGUCAAAUGAAUCCCCGUCUGCGUUUUGACCUUCAUGUGACUCCUUACGAUGAGUCUGGCUCAUCUGCGUGCCGCUGACGGACCAGAGCCCGUGUGGUUGAUUGUGGUCUGAAGAGUUUGUCAGCGAUUAAUUUAGUUCUCCCAUCCCAGGCACAAGCUGAAAUGUCUGAUUCAGUCCUGUUUCAAUCAGUGUUGCUGCUUCACAGUCUCUGUGAGAACAAUCCACAGGGCACCUUUACAAUCCCAAAUCCUCCCUGUUAGUACACAACUAGUUUCAGUGGUUCGAUUUGUACUGUAUACCUCUACUGUUGUUUUUUUUUUACUCUUGGAAAGCUGCUCUCACUCGAGAAUCUCUUUGCCCAGAGUUGAUUUCAAUGAAGUGCAAUGAAAAAGGCAACGCUGCUGCAACCGUCAGCUGGUUGGUUCAACCUGUAGGUCAACAUUCACAGCUGCACACCAGCACCACUCUACUUUUCUUGUUAUACAAUGUGUUUGAAUCACCUCAAGUUUAAACGUCAUAUUUAGCAACAUACAUAUCGUGUCCUGUUGUAGAUUUAACAAGAUUCCUCGAAGCUUGAUUAUUUUUUACAAAUGACCUCGACCACUUCUCAGAAAUGUUUCCUAAUGACAAACGCUCAAUUCAAUCAGAUAAGUUUCAUUUCAGGUUCAUUUCAGGCAGAACCAAAGAUCUUGUAACACAUGUAAUGUUCUGUCCUUGCUGUUCACUGGUAUUUAAAUGCAGGUGCUAGUCGAAGCCAUAAUCCUCCUGCAGCCCAUAUGCAAAUUGCUCCAAACUGUAAAAUGCAAUGCUGACUUAUAACAAGAUUAUGCUUUCAAAAGAACAAGCCAUAGACUGGAACCUAAGUUGUUUAAGAGUUUAUUUUGUACUUUUUUUAUUUUCUUUUAUUGAAAACACCACAAGUGCAAACCUGUGAAAAAAAAAAAGAAUGUAUAUGAUAUGAUCCAUGUAGAUAUUUUUACUUUCAGAUUUGUUGAUCAGGUUGAUUGCAGAUUUAUUGUUUUUUUGUUUUUUUUUGGACUGCAUUUUCUUUCCCUCUGUUGAUUUUUAUCUAAAUAAAUAUAU